AACCCGCCGGAGCUCAUGGCGCCCUACAGCCCGCUACCGGUGUUGGUGCCGGAGGACUGCCGCUCCAUGUUCAUCACCUUCUCCAAGGACAUGCAUCUCCAUCGCGAAGAGAUCUUCGACUACUUCAGGGAGAAAUGGGGUGAUUGCGUGGUGAGGGUGCUCAUGGAGAAGACAACAGGCGGCAACAUGCCCAUGUAUGGCCGGAUCAUCUUCAAGACAGAGGCGGCCGUGAAGCUGGUGCUCAACGGUGAGAGGCUCGUCAAGAUCUCCAUCAACCACCGUGAGAUGUGGAUGCGCAAAUACCUUCCCAGGCCAACCAACAUCACCGCCUAGCCUGAUCCAUCCAGGAAUCAACCAUCAUCUUAUCUCAAUGCUCGUGUUGCUUGUUAUCCAGAUCUACCAGAUUUGUGACGUACCAUUCCAAAAAGAUUUG
This is a messenger RNA of Triticum dicoccoides, 433 nucleotides long. RefSeq lists its product as uncharacterized. The record is from RefSeq and is a predicted model, not a curated record. The transcript has 2 exons. Bases 16 to 333 code for a protein of 105 amino acids. Lineage: Eukaryota; Viridiplantae; Streptophyta; Magnoliopsida; Poales; Poaceae.